This is a messenger RNA of Hyposmocoma kahamanoa, 1781 nucleotides long. Its product is annotated as probable cytosolic Fe-S cluster assembly factor GK14772. Gene Ontology annotation, cellular component: cytosolic [4Fe-4S] assembly targeting complex. The transcript has 5 exons. The record is from RefSeq and is a predicted model, not a curated record. Gene Ontology annotation, molecular function: 4 iron, 4 sulfur cluster binding. Gene Ontology annotation, biological process: iron-sulfur cluster assembly. Lineage: Eukaryota; Metazoa; Arthropoda; Insecta; Lepidoptera; Cosmopterigidae. Bases 49 to 1029 code for a protein of 326 amino acids.
UGUGUUACAGGUUACCUGAAAAGCCUUGGCGCAGACUUGGUGCUCGAUAUGACGGUGGCCGAGGACCUGUCUUUGUUGGAGGUUCAACAGGAGUUUGUACAGCGCUACCAAGAGCAACAGAACAAUCCUGCAGCUAAGCAUUUGCCAAUGCUUGCUAGUUCUUGUCCAGGUUGGGUGUGCUACGCAGAAAAAACACACGGCUCCUUCAUACUACCUUAUAUUUCGACUACAAAGUCGCCUCAACAAAUAAUGGGUUCAUUGGUCAAGCAGCAUCUCUCGAAGCUAAAAGAGGUGACGCCAGCCGAAAUAUACCACGUCACGUUUAUGCCGUGUUACGACAAGAAGCUAGAAGCGUCCAGGGAAGAUUUCUAUAGCGACAUUUUAAAUUGUCAUGACGUCGAUUGUGUUAUUACUGCCAUUGAACUAGAACAAAUGCUAGAAACCAACGGAAUACCACUCAGCGACAUGCCAAAUAUAGACCUGGACUGGCCUUGGAGCAGCGAAGGAUCGCCGAUGGUCAGAAGACACACAGGCUCAGGAUCAGGGGGAUACGCUGACCUCGUGUUUCUGUACGCGGCUGAACAGCUAUUUGGACAAAGUGAUGUGCCACUUGUUUAUAAGAAUCUCAGGAAUCCAGAUUUCAGAGAGGUAACACUAGUGAAAGACGGCAAAGAAGUAUUAAAGUUUGCAAUAGCGAACGGGUUCAGGAACAUUCAGAAUCUGGUGCAGAAAUUAAAGAGAGGAAAGUCGCUCUACCACUAUGUUGAGGUCAUGGCUUGCCCAUCAGGUUGCCUAAACGGGGGAGCUCAAAUACGACCAGUGUCAGGUGAAAGCAGUCGUGAAUUAGUCCAACAGCUUGAACAGCUGUACGCAGAGCUGCCCCAAGCGAUACCCACAGAGAACAAACUAGCUAACAAGCUUUACGCUGAUUGGCUGGAUGGAAAAGACUCGGACAAAGCUCACGCUGUUUUACACACGGGUUACCACGCAGUUGAAAAGACAGAUAUCGCUCUUAAUAUUAAGUGGUAAUAGAAAAACACAUCGAGUGUUUUAUGUGUGCACAAGACAAAGUGAUAAUCCAGUGUUAAGUAAUGUUUACGAAUAAUUUUUGAAAGUGAAAUUGCUCCACUAGUUUGUUAUAAUUAUUGAUACAAAGAUCGAACACUUAAGAAAAAUUCCUUCGAUAGCUGUAUUCGGACCAGCGCUUUCAAGCAUGCCGUGCCAGACGCUCUGCUAACCGAGCUACCAAACGAACCACCAGACCUUACGAAUUUUUCUGUGCUUAUUGCAGAUCUUUGUUUAUGGUUUUUCAACGCCUAUUUUGCAUUCUGUAAUCCAUAAUACCGCUGGUAGCUGUAAAGGUAAAUACAAAGACAAGACAAUAAGCACAUAGAACAAUUCUUGAGACCCGCUGGUUGGUUCCGUGGUUUAGUUGGUAUAGCGUCUGCCACGGUAUGCUAGAAUACGUCGGUUCGAAUCCGGCCGGAUCGAAAUAUUUUUUCUGAGUGUUCCUCCUAAAGUACCUAAAGGCACGGUAUGCUAGAUCAGGGUUUACAACCAAUGCGUCCUACCGGUCAUGACUUACGGAGCCGAGACGUGGAAUAUGACUGUAAAACUGGCUCACGGACUACACGUCGCUCAGCGAGCUAUGGAAAGGUCCAUGUUGGGUAUCUCGUUAAAGGACAAAAUCCGAAGUUAUAAGACUAAAGUUGUGGACAUCGUCCAGAAAUGUAGCAAGCUCAAGUGGCAGUGUGCUGGCCACAUCUGUCGCAGAACCGAUG